Cimex lectularius (bed bug) is the source of this 1235-nucleotide messenger RNA. RefSeq names its product COP9 signalosome complex subunit 5 (gene CSN5). Gene Ontology annotation, biological process: protein deneddylation. The coding region runs from base 96 to 1226 and encodes 376 amino acids. Gene Ontology annotation, molecular function: metallopeptidase activity; protein binding; deNEDDylase activity. The record is from RefSeq and is a predicted model, not a curated record. Lineage: Eukaryota; Metazoa; Arthropoda; Insecta; Hemiptera; Cimicidae. Gene Ontology annotation, cellular component: COP9 signalosome; cytoplasm. The transcript has 6 exons.
UGUACUAAACAGUUCUCUUGCUUGUGAAAAAUCCUGUUUGUACUUUCUUCAUAACGAUCUCAAUACAUUUAUUUGCCUUAAUUAAAAAUUGAACAAUGAAUAUCUUUAUGUACGAUUUUGACGAAGAAUUUCCAUGCGACCUGUACUUGAAUCCUCAGCCCAGUACCAGUUAUGCAGCCGAACAAUCUAUCAUGGCAUCGAGUUCGAACGAGAACCAAUAUUCCAUGGCCCAGAAGACUUGGGAAAUGUCCAACAACAUAGAAACCAUAAGCACAGUGGACGAGAUAUACCGAUAUGACAGAAAGCAGCAGCAGGACAUCCUCAACGCGAAACCUUGGGAAAAGGAUCCGCAUUUUUUCACCGAUAUAAAAAUCUCAGCACUGGCUCUAUUGAAGAUGGUGAUGCACGCCAGAUCUGGAGGAACGUUGGAGGUCAUGGGCCUUCUACUUGGGAAAGUCGAUGCCAACACGAUGCUUGUAAUGGAUUCUUUUGCUCUCCCGGUCGAGGGUACCGAAACGAGAGUCAACGCUCAAGCUCAAGCCUACGAAUAUAUGACAGCUUACAUAGAAUCAGCUAAGCAAGUUGGACGUUUAGAGAAUGCGAUCGGCUGGUACCACAGUCAUCCUGGCUACGGCUGUUGGUUGAGUGGGAUUGACGUUUCCACUCAGAUGCUGAAUCAAAAUUUCCAAGAACCUUUUGUAGCUAUCGUAAUUGACCCAGUGAGGACCAUUUCAGCUGGAAAAGUAUGCCUGGGCGCAUUCAGAACGUACCCUAAGGGAUACAAGCCGCCGAAUGAAGAACCUUCUGAAUAUCAGACAAUCCCUUUGAACAAGAUAGAAGAUUUCGGAGUGCACUGCAAACAGUAUUACUCUUUGGAAGUGUCUUAUUUCAAGAGCUCUCUCGACCGCCGUCUCCUCGACUCGCUUUGGAACAAGUACUGGGUUAACACGCUGAGCUCCGCCAGUCUCCUCACGAAUGCCGACUACACGACAGGGCAGAUAUUGGAUCUCUCUGAAAAACUAGAACAGUCCGAAGCGGCUUUAGGUAGGCUAGGAGGCUUCGUGCUCGGUGGAACAGAUCCUCAUGAAAAGAGAACAGAAGACAAACUUCUUAAAGCUACCAAAGACAGUUGCAAAACCACAAUCGAAAUAAUUCACGGACUAAUGGCUCAGAUGAUCAAAGACAGGCUUUUUAAUCAAAUCAAACCUAAUAAAUGUGAACCUUAAUUUUUUUUU